Molecule: messenger RNA, 2115 nt
Organism: Lachancea fermentati
Lineage: Eukaryota; Fungi; Ascomycota; Saccharomycetes; Saccharomycetales; Saccharomycetaceae
Source: the annotation of a GenBank genome assembly
AUGGCAGAGUCGCGCGCAGUGUCAACGGCCAGCGAGGCACCUAGUGGCCUAUCAGCUGUAACAUCGCCACAUCAAGCGCUCCCUGCAGCGGCAACAGCCGAGUCAAAUGAUGAAUCACUAAAGGCGGAUUUGCUAGAGAAGCCCGAAAUUAAGAGGGUGCUGGACUCAGACGUGGCAAUCAAUGCACUUCUGAUGCGUUUGAAACGGUCUCUCUUGACUUGCGAAGAACUCACAAAGUUUGUGCGCAAGAAGUAUCUAAUGGAAGACGAACACGCUCAGGAAUUGGGCAAAACUUACCGAAACUUCUUUGUAAGCGAGCCCGCCAACUCAUCACUGCAAAGGAGUAUUCACAGUGUUCUUGACUUUGAUGGAAAGUUGGCACAAGUGAAAAACAGUUACGUUAAGGCUCUUCAAAAAAUGUACGACGAAUUGAGUGCGCUACUGCUUACUAUGACAAAAAUGAGAAAAUCCCUUAAAGAAACAAGUAGACGAUUAGAGAAAGACGUUGCAGAUGCUAUACAUAGUGCUGAAAAAGCCAAAAGCAGAUACGUCUCAUUGUGUCAGGAUUGGGAGAAACUCAGAAUGGCGGAUCCAAGUAAGACCAAACUAACACUACGAGGAUCGAAGACGACCAGAGAACAAGAAGAAGAAUUACAGAGGAAAAUUGAUAAUGCAGAUCUCGAUUACAAGCAGAAAGUUGACCAUUCAACCUCGCUAAGAAGUACAUUUUUGUCUCGUGAGAGGCCCAAAAUUGUAUCAGAGCUUAAGGAUUUAAUUUUGGAAAUUGACACGGCGAUGGCAAUCCAAUUACAAAAAUACACAAUAUGGACGGAAACACUUAUUUUAAAUAGUGGAGUUACGGUAACUCCAUUUGAUUCUUCAAAAUCAAUGAAAAGCAUCGCUAUUUCUAUGACUAAUGAACUUGACCUUUAUAAUUUUUUGAACAAGUAUAACCAGGGUACGAAAAAUAGCGGAUUCGUUAACAAAAAUCUCAUUCCGGUAGAUUAUAAAAAACAUCCCUCUAUGUCUAAACAAGGAUACACCCCUGGAAAGACCGGCUUUACCAAGUUGCAAACUCCAAGUUCUUCUCGCCCUGCCUUUGUCGUAAACCCUGCUAAAAAUUCUCUUCCACCCCAUGUCGGUCCAACAGAAAAUGACCAUCCUUUUAACACAUCCUCUGGUACCAUUUCUUCGGCCAAUCAUGGUGGCUUUCACGGAAAUGGAUCGUCAUCUUUCAACUCGAAUCCGACUAGAAGCUCUCCACCUUCUUCCACAACCAACGGUGAACGAAAGCCUGUUUCUUCUAUGUUAGACGUGCUCAAUUCUCCUCCAGUUCCAAGAAAGUCACAAGAUGGUAAUAAUGGUGAACUAGAUGACCGAUUCCCCACCCUUGAUCCGGGAAACUCCACGAGGACGACGAGUUUGACGGCGUCGAUGGUAUCCGGCACAAUCGAAAGACCCUUAUCUCAAAUUCAAACUAAUACUACGCUGCCACCUGGAAUAACGAAAAAUUUCAAGACAUUCGGUGUUCCACUUGAAAGUCUAUUAGAAUAUGAACAAGACAUGGUGCCAGCGAUCGUGCGGCAGUGUAUCUAUGUCGUAGAUAAAUAUGGUCUUGAUAUGGAGGGGAUAUACCGGAAAUCGGCUAAUGUUUUAGACGUCAGCAACUUGAAGGAAGAAAUUGACAAAGAUCCAUCAAAUAUUUCAAUGAUUCUUCCGUCUAAAAAUUUCACCGACUCUGACAUCUAUUUAGUGGGUUCGUUAUUGAAGACAUUCUUUGCCAACUUACCUGAUUCCCUCAUGCCUUCAUCAAUGACCGCAGAGGUAAAAACAUGUUUGUCAAUUUCAGACCCUACUACCAGGAAGAAUUAUAUGCAUGGUUUGAUCUAUAAGUUACCAGAUGGCCAAUAUUGGACUUUGAGGGCUCUGAUAUUUCACUUGAUCAGGGUUAUGGAACACGAGCCGGCGAAUCGGAUGAACCUGAAGAGCUUGUGCAUUAUUUGGGGCCCUACUAUUUUCUCCAGUAGCGAGGGUGAUAUGAAUGACGUCAAUUAUCAAAUUCAGGCCAUGGAGGUAUUAAUAAAUGUUGCCAACCAGGCAUUUGAGCCCGAAUAA